Messenger RNA from Poeciliopsis prolifica (blackstripe livebearer), 432 nucleotides. RefSeq names its product glutamate receptor ionotropic, kainate 4-like. The transcript is spliced from 3 exons. Lineage: Eukaryota; Metazoa; Chordata; Actinopteri; Cyprinodontiformes; Poeciliidae. The annotation marks the transcript as partial. The record is from RefSeq and is a predicted model, not a curated record.
AUGGCUGUCAGAGCUGGCUGCUCCUCCAUCCCUCCACACACCCAGAGACUCCAUUACGUCCUGAUGGGCAGGGGUUUAAAACCCAUCGUACCAUAUGUCAAAGUGGCUCCAGAGGACAUCCUGAAGGUGCAGUUUCCCCGCUUCACAACUCUGGACUUGAGACCAACGAACACCGACAUCAGCUUGGCCGUGGCCGGCCUUCUUACAUUCUUUAACAGCACCGCCUCCUGCCUCAUCUGUGCCCAGGCCGACUGCUUGUUGAAUUUGGAGCAGCUGCUCAGACAGUUCCUAAUCUCUAAGGAAACCCUGUCAGUGCGCAUGUUGGAUGAUAGCCAGGACCCGACCCCUCUCCUGAAAGAGAUCCGUGACGACAAGACGGCCACCAUCAUAGUGGACGCCAAUGCCACCAUGUCACAUAUCAUUUUAGAACGG